Numida meleagris (helmeted guineafowl) is the source of this 3083-nucleotide messenger RNA. It is a transcript of the gene MIIP, whose product is annotated as migration and invasion inhibitory protein. The record is from RefSeq and is a predicted model, not a curated record. Gene Ontology annotation, biological process: negative regulation of G2/M transition of mitotic cell cycle; negative regulation of cell migration. Lineage: Eukaryota; Metazoa; Chordata; Aves; Galliformes; Numididae.
ACGUUCUGAGAAGUAAUGUUCAGCAAAUACUGCGUUAAUAGACAGGCGGUGGUGGUGAAUCAGCAUUCUCCGUUACAGAAAAGGACGUUUUCAGCAAUAGGUUUUCACAAUUGGGUGCCUUCUCCCUUCCCUGCCGCUUGGUGCCGCCGGCAGCGCCCAGCAGACGAGCAGCUCCGCUCCGCUCCGCUCCUCCCCUGCCCUCCGCCCGCCGGGCAGCCCCAGGAGGCGGAGCCGCUGUCUCCGCGCAUGCCCGGCGGCCGCUGCGCUGCGGGAACGGCGGCGGAGGGGCCGGGGCUGCCCGGGGGAAGCCCGCGGCGGCCGGAGCGAGGGCGGGGAUCCCCGGCCGUGCGGCGCAGGAUGCAGUCAGAGCACCUCAGGCUGCGUCAGGCCAACCAGGACCUUCUACAAAGGCUCAGAAUGAAGCAGGAAGAGAUAAGAAAAAGUCUUCCCAGCAAGCCGCUUCUUCCAGCAUCUCUUCGUAGUAGAGCACCUGCUGAAGCUAAGGUAACACAUACUAAGAAGGAAAAUCAAGUUGAUCGUGUGUUGACGCAACGUGAUCCUACAACGCUGGUGUCUGUGGAACCCGAAGCUUGCACAGCCAGAGCAGCCCUCUGUUCAUCCCUGAAACACAGCAGCAAUGACAGAGGGGUGCAGCAACAAACGAAGUUGCAGGAAUCAGUUUUGGAAUCCAGCUUUCCUGGUAAAGGGAAGAAUCUUAUACCCGUGUCUGCAGUCAUUACGUGUGAUAGAGAAACUUGCAGAGUGGAUGGGGAUGGCCAUGCUCGAGGAAGUGCAGAGGAAGACUACUUCCUUGUAGGACGUGGAGAGAACAGAAGACAGACCACUCUUCCACAUGGUCCCAGUGAGAAAAAUGAGCCUAAGGGUCAUUUGGACCUAUCAGUGAAUAAAACACAAAGUGAAGAGACCCCCAAGGAAUCCGUAACCCCUAAAUCAAUCCUGCUGACAUCUCAGUCCAAAGAAUUGAAGAAGGAAUCUGGUCAUGUGACUUUUCAAGCUGAGCCUGAAGAAUAUAACGUGCCUGUGAGUAGCUGGUCCAUGCGUCCGUUCCUGGGCUACGACUGGAUUGCAGGGCUCCUAGAUACAGAUUCUUCAGUAGCAGAAAAAUCUGAUCAGUAUUUUGCUGAGCUGCAUGAGUUUCGACAGGCCAACAGAGAAGCGUGUAUCUAUGAGCAGCACCUGGAGCCCAAGACUCUGGAAUACAUAAUUCCUGAACAAGAUUUGAUAGCCAAUUCCCAUAAAUGUGUUUACUGUUACCGAUUAAACCAGCGCCUCUUUGCUGUCCCUAUGGAUUCAGAUUCUGCCUGUCCUAUAUGUAAGAUCCCACGUGCCCACCAGCCCCCAGAGACACUGGAAGAGCCAGCCUAUGUCAGGGUCAGCAUUCCCAGGUCUACUCUUAUGCCUGCCUACAAAUACAAAGCUCACUGCAGGAAAAGCUUUGAACCAGCAGACAGUCUAGCAUUACCUUCGCAUUGCCUGGUUGGCUGGGAAAAUAUCAUUCCUUCCAGUGACCCCACACUCAGCAACUUGGAUCUGCGAGCUUCACUGGAAGAGAAACCUUCUCACCGUUCUCGCCUGAACAUGGUGUCCAGAGUGUCAGGAGGAACCAGAACUGACCAGCUUCUGAACCUGACCCGCUCAGCACUCUUCAGAUUAAGCAGUGCCUCUCACAGAGGGAGCAAAACAAACAUGGACACUACAGAGCAGUUCCAAAUUUAAAUACUACUGCCUCCACUGUGAACCACUGACUUGUUGGCCCUGGGGAAGGGAUGGGGGCGGGGAGUGGAAACAAGUUAAUUUGGUUAAAAAUAAAUCUUUGAGCAAGGAGGUUUUCUUCUCAUUUUUGUAGUCACCUACCUCUGUGAGCAAGCAAUCCACUUACUUCAAUGUACGAACUCAAGUUUUUUCACUUUGCACAUUUUGUAGCUACUUCUAAGCAGAUGCAUGAGCCUUCCUACCUAAGGCUGGAUAAAGAGAUGUGGACUGGACAGCUAGGAGAACCACAGCAAUAGAUGUGUACAGACUUCACCUGACACUUCAGUUAAGCAAACCAGAAAUGUAAUGUUAUCUGAGAAUGCCAGAGCAAGGAAUUAGCUUAUGAAUGCCUUGGCUCAGUGGGAUGCAUACAUAUAUGCUUAUUUGCAAAUAAGUGAAGCAUUACAAACACAAAUUGCUAGUGCCUUAAACUUGUGUUACUCGAGUUACUCAACUUGAGUUAAAACAUCCAGUUUAUCUUCAGUUCAGUGUCUGUAGCUGCAGGGUACAUUACAGAGUAAUUGUAAGUCUGGAGAAGCACAUUUUAUUACUCAAAAACCUAGAAAAUGCCUUAAGAUAUUUGCAAGUUAUGCUUACCUCUACUUUUCCAAGUUUUUUGGAGGUUAGCAAGAAAACUUUGUGGAGUUCUUAAACUGUACCAAAGCAAUGUGUUCUGUAUGGUGUGAUCUGUUUGAACUUCAUGGUAUGAUCUGUCCUUGUCUAAAAAUGAUAAAAUGGAUGUCAUGUUUUGUCUCCAGUAAGCCCAAAAGAUAAAUUCCUUUCUUAAGAAUUCUGGAAGUUAUUGUGAAAUCUUGACUAGUAAUUGCAUUCGUAAGCUUUGUAUCGAGUUUAUUUCUGGGAGUUAACUUCACAGAAAGCUUUGGGUUUGCACCAGUAUCUUCAGCUUCUUGCUGUUUGGUGUUAUUAAUUAAGGUACCCAAUACUUUAUAAAACGAAUGUAUGAUUAGUCUUUUUUAAGCAAGGAAGCAGUGUUGCAAGUUUAUGAAGUCUGAGUGUGUGACUGGAUUGCAAAGCGAACAGGAUGACCGACUAGUUUUGCUUUGGGUUGAAUAUUCAGGAUAAAGUGAAAGGAAUCGGUCAUGUUCUUUCCAUUAAAGCACAAUCCCAAGCUGACUCUCCCUUUGUAAUGUUUUUUUACUGUGUUCAUCCAUGCUCUUUCAGAUGGACCUUCCCAGAAGUACUUAGUCUCAAAGUGUAUCUAUCUAUCUAUAUAGAUAGAUAUAAUCAUCUGAGCUGUCCCAUGUGCGCUUUUUGCUAAUAAAAUUGAAAAUUUCACUUUCACAGUGGGA